UGUGGGCGAGUUUUGUGUGAUUGACAGCUGAGGCAUCAUGGCGCAGAGGAGCAGGUCCAUUCGGAUUUUGUCCUGUGUUCUGCUCAUAUUGAAUUUUGUUCAUGUUUUUGGACUGCACCAAGGUUCUGGUCUGUUCUUGAGGUCCAAAAGGGCCAACUCUUUCCUCUUGGAGGAGCUUCUUCAGGGAAACCUUGAGAGGGAGUGUCUGGAGGAGGCGUGCAACUAUGAGGAGGCCAGGGAAGUGUUUGAGGACCACCACCAAACGGCUGUAUUCUGGGCCAAGUACAAUGACGGGAACCAGUGUAAGUCUGCCCCCUGUACCAAUGGAGGGAACUGCACUGACAUGAGUGGUGGGUUCUACUGUGCAUGCCCCGCCCCCUUCUAUGGAGAAACCUGUGAACUGGCACCAGCAUCCAAACCCAAGGCUGGACUGGACCUAGAGCUGAACCAGGACUUAGAACCAAAGUUUAAAGACUUCGCAGAGUGUCCGACCCAUGGCCCGUCUUCAUGUGAGCAGCUGUGCACGGCCUCAGAGUUCAGAUUCAUCUGCUCCUGUUUACCGGGAUUCAGACUGCAGAGUGAUGGGCGCACCUGUGAGCCAGAGGUGGAGUUCCCGUGUGGGCAGGUCCCAGACCAGCUUCAGUCCAAUUCCUCGGACUCUCUCUGCACCAAUAAGCACUGUCCCUGGCAGGUGUCCUUGUUAAACAGGAGGGGGGUGGAGCUCUGUAAAGGUGCCCUGCUUGGACUCAGGACCAUCUUGACCUCUGCUAACUGUCUGCAGUCUCACAUAGGACCAGAGCUGGACCCAAACCAGAUCUUCAUCCGCUUCAGUGGGCAGCCGAGGGUGUUCCAGGUGCGCUCUGUGGAAGUGCAUGAACGAUUCUCAUCGGCUCACGACUAUGACCUCGCCCUGCUGCAGGUGUCCCGCCCCCCGCGCAUGAGCUCCGCCCAUUUUCAUCUGUGUGUCCCUGCCCACCGCGACCAUGCCGAGAACGUCCUGAUGCAUGAUGGGAAAGCGCUGCUUGUGGGUGGGUACGGAUCCGGUGCCAGAUCUGUGUCACUGGAGGAGUGUAGAGGCAAAAAUAUCAGCCACAGCCUCACCAACAAGAUGUUCUGUCUGGAAACUAGGACUAACACAGAACUGGAACAAGCCUGGACCAGGGACCGGACCAGGGACCAGACUAAGGACGAGAAUAGGGAGCAGAUCAAGGACCAGACUAGGGAUCAGAACAGAGACCGGGCCAGAGACCAGGAUCGUGCCUCAGAUCAGGGUCAGAGAAGACCAGAGCAGAGCAGAGGAGUCAAGAAGGAAAGGGCAAAAAGGGAAACUGAUGGAAAACAAAAUGCAGGAACAGGUGAGGAACAAAACAUCCGCCUGAGCAUUCUAAAUGAACAGCACCAAACUGAUCCAGACCUGGGUCAAACCAAGACCAGAGGCCAGGACCAGGGUCCAGAUCCACAGAGAGAAAACAAAGGAUUAGUCAUCAGAGGAGAGACACAAAAUGGCCAUCAUCAGGGCCAAACUGACACAACACUGAACAGGGAAAUGAGAAACCAGACCAAAACCAGACCGGAUAAUGACAAACUGAAAGUCCAUCCACAUCAAGAUCUGCCAGGACUAAACCAAACCCUCCAUGGACUAAACCAGGACACUCAUAACCUUCCAAAACCAACUCAAACCAAACUAAACUCUAACAAACAGAAAGACCAUUCCCAAGAGAAUCUAAAUAAACCAGACCAGGGUCGCCUGAACUCCACAGGUCUGAACCAGGACCAGUCCAGAGUCCAAGGGCUGCUCCAGGGGACCCCAGUGGUCAGUGUGGACCGGGGGACAGCAUACCUAGUGGGGCUGCUGACCUCCACUGCACCUGGGAGAUCCUCUACUGAAGGGGGCAGCAGUCACAUCCUGGUCCUCACCAAACUGUCACGUCACAUGACCUGGCUCCAGCAGCGCCUGGGUCACAUGACUCCGCAGGUGACGAAGCUGCCUCAGCCCUGAUUGGACAAUCAAGCAGGGUCCACUGGCUCUGACUGGACAGAAAUGUAUGUUAAUUGUGGUACUAUUGCAGUAAAAUAAGUUUGGCUUC
This is a messenger RNA of Boleophthalmus pectinirostris (great blue-spotted mudskipper), 2087 nucleotides long. RefSeq lists its product as uncharacterized. NCBI's taxonomy places the organism in Eukaryota, Metazoa, Chordata, Actinopteri, Gobiiformes, Gobiidae. The coding region runs from base 38 to 1999 and encodes 653 amino acids. The transcript is spliced from 7 exons. The record is from RefSeq and is a predicted model, not a curated record. Gene Ontology annotation, biological process: proteolysis. Gene Ontology annotation, molecular function: serine-type endopeptidase activity; calcium ion binding. Gene Ontology annotation, cellular component: extracellular region.